Sungouiella intermedia is the source of this 882-nucleotide messenger RNA. The record is from the annotation of a GenBank genome assembly. Lineage: Eukaryota; Fungi; Ascomycota; Pichiomycetes; Serinales; Metschnikowiaceae.
AUGGCUCUAGGAUCAGUAAUCGCCGAUUCUGCCCCUCCAUUCGCUGCUUCGCCGUUUGAAAAUAGAACAUCCGCCGUGGAUAAUCUCCUCAACUUUAUUGAGAGUGAGUAUAAAAAGGGCAACCAAACAGUCACCAAGGAAAAGUACAGGGCCCUCUUGGAGAUCCAGAAAAAGCAGAAGUUGCUUGUGGCCAAAACAAACAACAAAGAUAGCACAAAUAGCCUGAAACACGGUCUCGCGUCACCGCCACUACCCAAACCGUUGUAUCCGCCGCUUUUCUCCAAGUUUAAGCUUCCGAAUCCUCCAGUGAAGCCAAUAGAACGCCACCAUCGUCGCAAACAGAAGAAACUCACGUUCAAAUAUAUCGAGUCGGUAGUGAUUGCCAUUUUGGAGACUCUCGCUAACAUCUUGGACAACCUUCAUCUCUUUUCCAAGUUUCCCAUGUUUCCCAAGGUUUUGACCAAUGUGUUGCAACACACCAACCGAUUGUGGGUACUCAUAUUGGUGUUUUUGAUCCGUAAAACCGUAUCGCAGCUCCUCAAUGUGAUUCGGAAGGAGAAGAAGGUUAACACGGAGUUGAACAUCUUGAAAUCUAACACUAACUCCAAGCUUUUGGAGGAAGAAUCAGAAGACAACGAUUCCAACAUCUUGCGCAAGUACGAAAAGGUGAUCAGAGACUUGAAGUUCGACAAAAUGAUGCUCAAGAUAGAGCUCAUAGGAAACUUUUUGGACUUGUCAUUUAACAUCAUCGAGCUCUACGACUUCCCGGUGCCUACUUGGUUUAUGAACACGUUGAACUUUGCCAGCAUGGCCAUGACCAUCUACAGAAUGAACAAGGACGACGAAUAUGUGGAUGAUGAUAUCACAGAAGACUUGAUCUAG